AUGGUUUCUCUCCGCUCCCGUGAUUUGAAGAGAGGGGGUAAGAGGGGCACCUUGGAGAGAAGGAUCCACUUGAAGCUGAGGAACCAGACCCCAGCAGCUGUCCGAGAACUUGUUCUGGACAACUGCAAGUCAAAUGAUGGAAAAAUUGAGGAUUUAAUAGCUGAAUUUGUGAACUUAGAGUUCCUCAGUUUAAUAAAUGCAGGCUUGAUUUCAUUUUCAAAUCUUCCCAAAUUACCGAAAUUGAAAAAGCUUGAGCUCAGUGAAAAUAGAAUCUUUGGAGGUCUGGACAUAUUAGCAGAAAAACUUCCAAAACUCACGCACCUAAACUUGAGUGGAAAUAAACUGAAGGAUAUCAGCACCUUGGAACCCUUGAAAAAAUUGGAGAAUCUGAAAAGCCUGGAUCUGUUUAACUGUGAGGUUACCAACUUGAAUGAUUACCGAGAGAGUGUCUUCAAGCUCCUCCCCCAGCUGACCUAUCUGGAUGGCUAUGACCAAGAGGACCAGGAAGCCCCUGACUCAGACGCUGAGGUGGAUGGUGUGGACGAUGAAGGGGAGGAUGAAGGAGAGGAUGAGGAGGAUGAAGAGGAUGAUUUUUAUGACAAAGAGGAUGAAGAAGAAGAUGUAGAAGGUGAAGAAGAUGAAGAUGAAGUUAGCGGGGAGGAAGAAGAAUUUGGACAUGAUGGAGAAGUUGAUGAAGAAGAUGAGGAUGAAGAUGAAGAUGAGGAAGAAAGUGGGAAAGGUGAGAAGAGGAAGAGAGAAACAGAUGAUGAAGGAGAAGAUGAUUAA
Elephantulus edwardii (Cape elephant shrew) is the source of this 786-nucleotide messenger RNA. Its product is annotated as acidic leucine-rich nuclear phosphoprotein 32 family member B-like. NCBI's taxonomy places the organism in Eukaryota, Metazoa, Chordata, Mammalia, Macroscelidea, Macroscelididae. The record is from RefSeq and is a predicted model, not a curated record. Gene Ontology annotation, cellular component: nucleus. Gene Ontology annotation, molecular function: histone binding. The coding region runs from base 1 to 786 and encodes 261 amino acids. The transcript is spliced from 2 exons. Gene Ontology annotation, biological process: regulation of apoptotic process.